Molecule: messenger RNA, 910 nt
Organism: Sipha flava (yellow sugarcane aphid)
Lineage: Eukaryota; Metazoa; Arthropoda; Insecta; Hemiptera; Aphididae
Exons: 1
Coding region: 1-861 (286 amino acids)
Biological process (GO): DNA integration
Molecular function (GO): nucleic acid binding
Source: RefSeq, a predicted model, not a curated record
AUGGGUGAUUUACCCGGUGAUCGCGUCCAACCGGGACGAGCCUUUUUUAAAUGUGGCAUAGACUUCACCGGUCCAUUUUUAAUUAAGUCUAGUACAUCGCGUAAAUCACCGAUUAUCAAAACGUACGCAUGUAUUUUUGUGUGUUUAUCAACCAAGGCCGUACAUAUCGAAGCAGUUAGCGAUCUAACGACAAAAGCAUUUUUAAACGCGUUAAACCGGUUUUUCGACCGCCGCGGUAAGAGCGCUGUCAUAUAUAGUGAUAAUGCGACUAAUUUUGUCGGCGCUAAUAGAAAACUAAAAGAAGUACAUCAAUUAUUCCAAUCAAAACAAGAAGAAUUACAACGACAUUUUACUAAUGUUGGUGUAAAAUGGAUAUUCAUCCCUCCGCAUUUGUCACUCUUCGGCGGACUGUGGGAGGCCGCAGUCAAGUCUAUGAAAAUACUAUUAGGAAGGGUAAUAGGCGAAGCUCACUUAACUUAUGAAGAGUGGUGUACUGUAUUAACGCGCGACGAAGCAUGCUUAAACUCGCGUCUCUUAACCACUUUAUCAUCCGACCCUUCUGAUCCUAGCCCCCUCACCCCCGGGCACUUCUUGAUAGGAGACUCUCUAACCGCGUCACCAAAAGAUAUAACCGCUACGCCAGUUAAUCGAUUGACACGAUGGCGUAGAGUCACCCAUUACUCUCAACAAUUAUGGCGUCGUUGGAGUAAAGAAUAUCUGUGUCAGCUUCAGGAGAGGUCCAAAUGGUCCAAGGAGAAGGGUCCCAAGUUGAACGUCGGAACAGUGGUUCUAGUGAAGGAUGAUAAUCUGCCUCCAUUACAGUGGCGAUUGGGAGUAGUCAAUCACGUCUUUCGAGGGUAAGACGAAAUCAUUCGAUCAGCCGAAGUAAUGUCAGCUGGCCGUAAGGUAA